Molecule: messenger RNA, 2697 nt
Organism: Trichobilharzia regenti
Lineage: Eukaryota; Metazoa; Platyhelminthes; Trematoda; Strigeidida; Schistosomatidae
Source: the annotation of a GenBank genome assembly
AUGAGGAAUGACUAUUCCAUAAAAUCUACCGGCGGAGGAGGAGAAAAGGGUGGUGAUAAAUCAGACAAAUCAAACGUGGAUCAUCAUCGUGGUGACUUGUCCAAAAUUGUUAUUACACGUGUCGAGUCUGGACGUAUUAUACGCUGUAAAGAUGACGAUGACAUGGGCGAUGACUCGAACAGAUCGGAUAACUAUUGGAAGCGUUCCUAUGAUGAUGAUCGGCAUGGUCCGGAUAAUGCAAAACGAAGUCGAGUUGAAGCAGAGCCAGAAUAUCGCAGUACUCGAAGAGUGUUUACACCCCCACGGAAUGCCCGUGAAGGCGAACACGGUUCUCUUACUGUUUAUGAUAAUGAAAAUGAUCUUCCAAUGACGUCGAAAUGUCUACAAGAACGUGUUAUGCAACGUGUACGUGUUAUCGAGAGACGUCACCAAAUGGAAGAUGGAGGUAAUCCGGUUGGUGGAGCAGAUGGUGCACCAGCGAAUGGCCCCGGUGUGGUUGGCGGUGGUGGGUCGGAAAAGCGUCGUGAAAGUUCACUGACCACAGAUGAUGCUGGGCCGCCGCCAUCGGAUUCGCCUAAAGGAAGAGGUGGAGAUGGCGAUCGUAGUUCAUUAUGGCGUAGUGGUGGGAAUGGUCCGUCGGGUGGUGGUUCUUCUGCAGAUCGUCGAUCUGGUGGUUCAUUCCAGCGUCCAGAAUAUCGUGGAAGUGGGGCUGGUGGUGGUUAUUAUGGCAGAAAUCGACCCCGUGGCGGUGCUGGAGGAGGGUCUAGAUGGCGUGGUCAAUAUGAUGACUAUCGUGUACGUCGGAAUAACUGGCACAAUCAUCGCUAUGAUGAACGUAGACGUGAUGCAUCAGGUCGAGCUGGAAGUGCCACCAAUUUUGAACGUCGUCGGAAGCGUUAUGGUGCAUCAGGAUCAGUAGAGCGAUCACCUAGAUCAUCUCGUUCCCAUUCAAGGUCACGUUCACAUGUGUCAAAGAGUCGAUCCCGAUCAUACUCACGUAGUCCUCGAUCUUCUUCACCAUCUCCAUCACCUAUCCGCCCUGUUAAUCGUGGACGUGUGAUAUCUCGUGCUCGUAUAAAAACGCCUCCAUUGGCACCCCUCGUAACCAAUUUUAAACGUAGUGAGUCAGACGAGAAUCUCGCUGAAUUAGAUCAGUUUGUUGCCCAGUUGAGAGCUAAACGUCAGCUACAACAACAGUUUCAACAACAACAAUAUAUGGCUCAAUUUCAAGAGAUGCAAGGUCCAACUGUAAACACUCCAGCUGUAGCACCAACAGCCCCUUCAUCACAGCAUCUGCCAUCCGCAGGAGAAUAUGGCCAACAGCACCAGUCGCAGGCGUCAGCACAGAAUAACACCAGUCCACUGAAAAUCACCUAUCGUCGAAGUGAAGUAGAACAGGAAGAGAAUAGAGGAGGAGGUGGAGGAGAACAUGGAGCAGCCUCACAAAAUGACUACAACAAUGGCGGUGGGCAUGACUCCCCAAUGCAAGAAGACUCCCCAGAACCUCCACAAGCUCAAUCACCACCACCUCCUAUCAUGGAGAAUAAUGAAGAUUACUCGGUGAAAGGCGGCGAAGAUGAUGGCAAUAUACCAGUAGAAAAUGCAGCAGCCUAUGUGAUAUCUCGUGCUCGUAUAAAAACGCCUCCAUUGGCACCCCUCGUAACCAAUUUUAAACGUAGUGAGUCAGACGAGAAUCUCGCUGAAUUAGAUCAGUUUGUUGCCCAGUUGAGAGCUAAACGUCAGCUACAACAACAGUUUCAACAACAACAACAAUAUAUGGCUCAAUUUCAAGAGAUGCAAGGUCCAACUGUAAACACUCCAGCUGUAGCACCAACAGCCCCUUCAUCACAGCAUCUGCCAUCCGCAGGAGAAUAUGGCCAACAGCACCAGUCGCAGGCGUCAGCACAGAAUAACACCAGUCCACUGAAAAUCACCUAUCGUCGAAGUGAAGUAGAACAGGAAGAGAAUAGAGGAGGAGGUGGAGGAGAACAUGGAGCAGCCUCACAAAAUGACUACAACAAUGGCGAACCUCCACAAGCUCAAUCACCACCACCUCCUAUCAUGGAGAAUAAUGAAGAUUACUCGGUGAAAGGCGGCGAAGAUGAUGGCAAUAUACCAGUAGAAAAUGCAGCAGCCUAUGUGAUAUCUCGUGCUCGUAUAAAAACGCCUCCAUUGGCACCCCUCGUAACCAAUUUUAAACGUAGUGAGUCAGACGAGAAUCUCGCUGAAUUAGAUCAGUUUGUUGCCCAGUUGAGAGCUAAACGUCAGCUACAACAACAGUUUCAACAACAACAAUAUAUGGCUCAAUUUCAAGAGAUGCAAGGUCCAACUGUAAACACUCCAGCUGUAGCACCAACAGCCCCUUCAUCACAGCAUCUGCCAUCCGCAGGAGAAUAUGGCCAACAGCACCAGUCGCAGGCGUCAGCACAGAAUAACACCAGUCCACUGAAAAUCACCUAUCGUCGAAGUGAAGUAGAACAGGAAGAGAAUAGAGGAGGAGGUGGAGGAGAACAUGGAGCAGCCUCACAAAAUGACUACAACAAUGGCGGUGGGCAUGACUCCCCAAUGCAAGAAGACUCCCCAGAACCUCCACAAGCUCAAUCACCACCACCUCCUAUCAUGGAGAAUAAUGAAGAUUACUCGGUGAAAGGCGGCGAAGAUGAUGGCAAUAUACCAGUAGAAAAUGCAGCAGCCUAG